This is a messenger RNA of Colossoma macropomum (tambaqui), 4802 nucleotides long. It is a transcript of the gene tonsl, whose product is annotated as tonsoku-like, DNA repair protein. The coding region runs from base 233 to 4492 and encodes 1419 amino acids. NCBI's taxonomy places the organism in Eukaryota, Metazoa, Chordata, Actinopteri, Characiformes, Serrasalmidae. The transcript is spliced from 28 exons. The record is from RefSeq and is a predicted model, not a curated record. Gene Ontology annotation, molecular function: protein binding.
UUCGCGUUUACUUAGCCGACUGUGGAUCUCGGCUGCGCAGUGAAUAAUAGUUUAAUUUAGAAACGAUGGAUUGCUGUUAAAACCUAAACUAACUACUGAUUGGAAGUCGACGGAGAAUUUACAAGUUUCUUUCACAUGCUAGUGCAAAUGUUUUCUCUUUAUGUUUCACCGAUUUGUCAGUAUUACCUGUCCAGCUAGCUAACUGGCUAGCAUCCGCUGCGCACCGGGGACAAUGAGUGCUGCAAAAGAGAUCAGACAACUACAAAAAGCCAAAAACAGAGCCCAAAACAGCAGUAAUUUCAAGGAGGAAGCAAGUAUCUGCAAUCAGCUCGGAGAGCUCUUAGCCAAAAAUGGUGAUUACCAGGCUGCCAUUGAGGAGCAUCGGCAGGAGCUGGCCUUGUCAGAGACGUUACACGAUGUGAUUGGUUGUGCAGUAGCCAAUAGGAAGAUUGGAGAAUGUUACGCAGAACUUGGAAACAUCGAAGCUGCUCUGAAGCAUCAGAGACGGCAUUUGGACCUGGCUCGCUCAGUCAGUGAUGCCGCUGAGGAACAAAGAGCUCUGGCCACCAUUGGCCGGACUUACCUCUUCCUUCAUGACCGUGACCAGUCACGAGACAGUCUGAAGCAGGCCGAGGAUGCUUUCAAGAAGAGUUUGGCUAUCGUGGACAAACGUCUGGAAGGCACGGUUUCAGCACGGGAGCGGAGUGAAAUGAAAGCGCGUCUCCUGCUGAACCUUGGCUUUGUGUGCGAUGGCCUAAAAGAUCCGCAGCGCUGCAGUGACUUCAUCCGCCAGAGCAUCUACAUCUCAGAGAAGAACAAUUUCCCAGAGGAUCUCUACCGUGCAAACUUUAACCUGGGCAGUAUCCACUUUCGAAAUGGGCAGCAUUCCCUUGCCAUUCGGUGCUUUGAGAAGAGCAAAGAGUGUGCACGGAAGAUGAGCGACAAAUUUAGCGAGAGCGAAUGUUUCUACAACAUUGGCAAGGUUUUAUUGAAUCUGGGAGACUUCCUGGCUGCCCGGCGCUCUCUGAAGAAGGCCUUCCGUCUAGGGUCCCAACAGCCUGCAGAGAGGGAGGCAGUGAAAAGAGAAUUAAAUUAUGCAAUCCGUGGCUGUGAGCUGGAGGAUGCUAUGUCAAACGUCAGUAAUAAGCUCUCCCAAGAGGCCUUAGGGCUUGCAGAGGGACUGGGGGACCUCUACUGCAAAGCAGGCUGCUACACCAAGGCUCUGGAUGCUUACCACACCCAGCUGUCGUGUGCGAAGGCUUUAGGGAAGCCUGCACGAGAGCUGGCUGUCAUCCACGUUUCCCUGGCAGCAACAUACUCAGACCUGCGGCAGUACCAUAAAGCUAUAGAACACUACAGACAUGAACUGGAGCUGCGGCACGGCAAUGCCAAAGAGGAGUGUGAGACUUGGCUGAACAUUGCAAGCUGUCAGGAGGACUCGGGCAAAAGCCUGGAGGAACUGGACAGUAGUUACACUGCUGCCUUGAGCUGUGCUGAAAGAGCAGCUCAAAACAAACUACAAAGGCGGGUUCUAAGAGCAUGGCUACAGGUGCAGAGGCGGGUCAAUUCAGCAGAUACUGACGCCACGGAGGCUCGUCUCCAGGAGUUGUGUGAAGCAGAGGGCCACGGGCUGGAGGAGAGCGAUGAUGAGGAGGAGGAAGAGCAGUUGCAGAACAGCGAACCACUGGACAGUGACAUCCAGCUCUCAGACUCUGAUGACGACAUGGAGGGCUACGAUAAGAUUGUGACUGGCCGAAGGAAAACUGGAAGGUGGAACAGGCGGAAUGAAAAGGGUGAGACUGUGCUCCAUCGAGCCUGUAUUGAAGGUAACCUGAAGCAGGUCCAGUACCUGGUAGAGCAGGGUCAUCCCCUAAACCCCAGAGAUAACUGUGGCUGGACUCCACUCCAUGAGGCCUCCAAUCACGGCCAUUUAGAGAUUGUUGCAUUGCUGCUGGACAGAGGAGCUAACAUUAAUGACCCUGGGGGUGCACAGUGUGAUGGGGUCACACCCCUGCAUGACGCCCUCAUCUGUGGGAACUUCAAGGUGGCACGACUGCUGGUCCAGAGGGGCGCUUCAGUCAAUGUUCGCAAUAACAAGGGGGAAACACCUUUGGACAGCUUGUGUCAGUGGCGGAAGACAUAUGGUAGAGAGCUGGAUCAGGACACAGUACGGGAGUGUACAGAAACAGAGAAAUUCCUGAAGCGGGCAGAGACUGGAGGAGUUGCAGCUGUGUCUCCGAGGCCUGUCCUGCAAGACAGUCAGCUUUUCGAUGCUGAGUGCUCAGAGCCACUGUUGCAGCAGGAUGAGCUCCACCCCACUUCCCAGCAUGCCCUGCCUAGUACACGGACCCCACCAGAAGCUGUUACUCCCCCCAGAGUCAGACGAUCAACUGGGCCCCGUCACCAACCCAGAGGGACUGAGCAGAAUGUUCUCUUUGGGGAGAGCAAUGAUUCUGACCACUCUGACUGCUCCAUCAGCCCGCUGCGACCUGUGCGGCCUAGACUCCGUUUCCCAGAAGACCCUCUGUCCCCACGUGAAGUUUCUCCUAGUCAGGAUGUCCCAUCCUACCUACAUGGGGGUAGAGAUUCAGUGUUGCCCCCUAAGCCUGUCUGUGGCAGAGAGGAGUACCAGAGAGCAAUGCACAACCUAGGCAGUGCCAAGUCCCGCCUUCUCUCCCAAAGCCUGUCAGAACCAGCCUUCAGCAGCACACCGGCAGUGUCAGCCAAUCAUGUUUCAGCUCUGGUCCCUGAGGACGAAUACAUAGCAGAUGACUGGCUGGAAGAUGACUUGGGGAGCGCUCAGCCCAAAAAGAAAAGGAAAAUAUCCUCCGAACAGGACAACAGGCGGGACAGCAUGAUGCGUUCUAGAAGCCAGAUUUAUGUGUCUGGACCAUCAGAGCCUUCUGCUAGAGUUCAGUCAUCCUCCAACAGGAGUCUCUCUCUGAAAAAGAGCAAUAAGGCACGGCAGGUGAAGAUGAAUCAGCUGCCUGGCAUGGUGAUGCUGGGCAGGAGAGAAAUCGGCAGGUCACCAAGUCCCAUUAUCACCCCUGAAGAUGACCCUCCACAGCCUGUACGCCCGCAAACUUACAGCUCACAGACAGUGACACAGGCUGCCCCUCAGAUCACAGCACCUGCCAUGCCUGCACCAAUCAGGAUGAGAGUUAGAGUUCAGAACAAUGUCUUCCUGAUUCCUGUACCACACAGUGAGGCAGACUCUUGCACUGUGUCCUGGCUGUGUGAGCAGGCCGCUCAGCGUUAUUAUCAAACCUGUGGGCUGCUGCCACGUCUCUCCCUGCAGAAAGAGGGUGCUCUUCUCUCACCUACUGACCUGCUGCUGGCUGUGCUGCACACCAAUGAAGAGGUUCUUGCAGAGGUCUGCUCGUGGGACCUCCCUCCCCUUCCUGAGCGCUAUAAGAAAGCCUGUACAAGUCUAGCUGUGGAGGUGAACAGACGUGUGUUGCGGCUGUGUGAGGUGCAGGAUGGCUCUCCUUGUGUGACUGUGUGUGGUCUCAGUCUGGCUCCUGCAUGUCUGGUGCCUCUGCUGCGUGCUCUCAAACUACAAGACAGUCUGACUGAGCUUCGUCUCUCCGCCAACCGUCUUUGUGAUGACCUCCUGCCUGAGCUUGUCUCUGCAGCAACCACCAUGCCCCGCCUACGACUUCUUGACGUCUCAGCCAAUCAGAUUACAGGAGAGGGCAUUAAGAAGGCAGUCAGUGCUUUAGAGGGAAGGAGUGAACCUGCAUUUCCGUGCCUGGAGGAGUUAAAUUUCAGUGUGAAUCCUCUUGGAGAUGGCUGGUCUCAAGCUCUGGCCUGUCUGCUGUCAGGCUGCCCCCUAUUGACCACUCUAUCUCUGCAGGCCUGUGGCCUCACAGCCCGCUUCCUGCAGCAACACCGCAUCCUAUUAGCGAGCGCUCUCACAGAUACAGGACACCUGAGGUCAGUGUGCCUCUCCCAGAACACUCUGGGCUCCACAGGGUUUGAGUUGGUGUUGAAGACAUUGCCACUACAGUGCCUCACACACCUGGAGCUUAAUGCAGUGUGUAAAGGGCCCACAGAGCAGCCUGCGCUGGAUCUCCUCACCAAACUCCUAACACAGGCUGACUGCUCGCUCACACAUCUGAGCCUGGCUGCAAAUGGACUGACAGAUCAGAACAUCCGCUCACUCACCAGAUGUCUACUUCUCUGUCCCUCCCUGGUGUCUUUGGAUCUGUCAGCCAAUCCUGCUGUGACUUCAGAGGGACUCCACAGCCUCCUCAGUGCUCUUAGGGAGGCCCGGCGACCUUUGACUCAUCUUAACCUUCAAGGUUGCCAGGUGUGUGGGCCGUGGGAUGUUGCUUGUUUGGAUGGCCUGUCUGAGUGGGUCCAGAAUCUGCAGCUGUGUUCUCAGCGACUAAACAAGCUGGACCAGGAGAUCCUGCAGAAAAACUGGCCAGGACACAUCAUGACCCGAAACUCCAAAUGCCUGCUUAGCACUGCCCCUGCAAUGCAGUGAUCCCAUGCUGUCCUCUGGUGUCUGUGCAGUGGCUGGGGAACAGAACUGUGCAGACAUCAAGGCCAUCAUGCAUGGGUGCCAUUGUUUGAUUUUCUUUUUUUUUUUAGACACUCUUCUAGUUUAUAAAUGGUGCCUCAAUUGUGAAUUUGCUUGGAAUUGUACAGAUUUAGUGUACAAACAUAUAUUUGUAAGAUGUAUUUAAAUAUUUGUGUGUCUGAAUAAUACAUGCUAAUCUAUGAAACCAGUAAAGGUGUCCUUUCCAGACUUAGCCUGUCUUCCUGAUUCAACAGUUUUGUAAUUUUUCUGCAUU